UGAUCUUAUAGUUCCAUUUUCCUUUCUUCCUUCGCUCCCAUGCGUCUCUUGCUGAGCAUCAUCGUGCUGUCAUGCACGUUCGCAUGCAGUGAAAGCUUUUCGUUUGCCACUGUCGCCAACACGACUCCAACGCCCACUCUCUCGAACAUGACCAACGCCUCACCGACACCUGCUUACUUUCAUUGUGGUGAAGCUGUGCUGCCUUGUUCUGCGACGGUGACGGGAAACCUGCUGUUGAUGUUCUUUUAUGGAAUUAUUCUUGCUGCGGCUGCCAAACUUAUUUCGGAUGGUGCUGAGCUACUCCUCGACCUUGGUCUACCUGCUUCUGUCGUUGGUGGCCUCAUAUUGCCAGUAUUAGGAGCCGUGCCAGAUGCAGCUAUCAUUGUUGUGUCUGGAGCUUCAGGCUCGGCUGAAAAAGCACAGAACAGUUUGCAAGUUGGAAUGGGGACACUUGCUGGCAGCACAAUCAUGUUGUUGACAUUGCCAUGGUUGGGAAGCUUGAUCUUGGGUCGUAAUGACAUUGGACCGAACGGAGAGGCACAGGAUGAGACUGGAUAUGGGAAGUUUAGUUUCACAAAACAAGGUAUCACUCUUCUGCCAGACGUUUUGAAUGGAGUUAUCAUCAUGGUGGCAACUGCGUUGUCAUAUUUCAUCAUUCAAGGCGCUGACUGGCAUUUUGGUCCAACAAAGACUGGUCCACAACCUGCAUACAUACGUCGAGCAGCAGCUGCUACUAUGGCAUUUGCCAUUAUUGGUCUCAUUGCAUAUCUCAUCCUGCAACUAUACGACUCUCGAUCUGCUAACAGAAGGGCCGAGAAACACAGACAAGAGCAGCUUUUGCGUCGUGUGGCCGCUCGUCUUUACCUCAUGGCCAGUCACACAGCCUUCAAACCUUCUUCUACAGACAACACUGAUGCACCAAAAGAAAGUUCUCCAUUGGUUCAAGAUGAAGAAAGUGGUGGGGGUCUGCGGAAGAAGUAUUAUGGAGCGUGGAGAGCUCGUGGGAGUAUGACUGAUCCGGAACCGACAGAGUCAACGGAUGGUGGUAAGGAAGACGACUCGAAAGAGGAAGAAGAAGAGGAGGAAGAACCAGAAUCUAAACCAUUGAUUGCGUUGAAGUCAGUUCUGCAGCUCGCGAUUGGUGUUGCUCUGGUGGUUAUUUUUUCUGAUCCAAUGUGUGAUGUCCUGACAGAACUAACCAAUCCUGCCAACAAAUCACAUAUUCCUAUUCGAGCCUUCUACGUCUCGUUUGUUGUUACGCCACUUUGUUCAAAUGCCUCUGAACUGCUCUCGUCGCUUAUUUUUGCAAUGAAGAAGAAGAAGGUCAACAUUUCAAUGACAUAUGCACAGCUGUACGGAGCGGCAUCCAUGAACAACACACUAUGUCUUGCCAUCUUCAUGGCUCUUGUGUAUUUUCGUAACUUGAAGUGGGAAUACUCUGCAGAGGUGUUUGUCAUUAUACUGGUUGAAUUUGCUGUGGGGGCUCUAGGAUUCCGGAAAACAUACAGGGUGUGGCUUGGAAUUCCUGUCGCUUUGCUUUACUUCAUUUCCAUUGGUCUGGUUGCCUUCCUCGAGUCGUCGGUUAUCGGCUGGAAGUAACAGCAAGAGCAACAUAGUAGCUACUGAUCUAGGAGAAGCAAAUGUGAUGACUACUGAUAUGCGAUAUGUGACGACUUGUAUGUUCGUAUGUGUGUGUGUUUGGCAAUCGUAUUGACUUAAUUAGACUGCAUGAUUGGUGAAGGGCUGGGCUGGGCUCAUGUUUGGCUGUUAUAGUAGAGGAUGCUUAAUCUUGGCAAUGAAUUAUUGGUAUUGUGGACGUGAGUGGGAAAUUGGAUUGUGUUAACCAUGGA
Corticium candelabrum is the source of this 1850-nucleotide messenger RNA. RefSeq lists its product as uncharacterized. The coding region runs from base 40 to 1599 and encodes 519 amino acids. Gene Ontology annotation, cellular component: membrane. Gene Ontology annotation, biological process: calcium ion transmembrane transport; intracellular calcium ion homeostasis. Lineage: Eukaryota; Metazoa; Porifera; Homoscleromorpha; Homosclerophorida; Plakinidae. Gene Ontology annotation, molecular function: calcium:proton antiporter activity. The record is from RefSeq and is a predicted model, not a curated record. The transcript is spliced from 16 exons.